AUGGCGGCCACGCGGUGGACCCGCGUCUACCUGAAGACCAACAACACCGCGGGCUUGGCGUGCCUGCUCGCGACCAAGUUUACCACGACGCCCGGCGAGAAGCGGUGGGUCAUGGCGUGCCCCACGUGCCCCAACGGGCGGGUGCAGGUCGUGGACCUGGCCGCGGCCAACGUGCGGUUGAAGCCGUUCCCGAAGAUCUCGCACGGCCCGUUCCUCGGGCUGACCCCGGAGGAGAAGACCGAAGUGUUGCAGGCGGCCGACCGCCUGGUCGUGGAGCAGGACGCGACAAAGGCCAUCAUGGUGAAGCGUGGGCCCGCCCCCGACGCCAAGGGCCAGUCGCCGAAGAAAAAGAGCAAGCUCGGGGCAGCCGGCUUCUUCUUCCUGCGUCGAGGGUGGGGAAGCGUGGCAUCUGGUCUCUUCGUUACUUGGCGUAUAUGCGUGGCGACUGGAGCCUGCAUCAAGGAGGCCGUGGAUACCGUCGAGGACGUCAAGGAGCAGGUGGAGGUAGUCAUGACCCUGCCCGAGGAGGGGAAGCUCGAGGUGGUGUACAUCAUCGCGGGGGCUCUCGUCUCGAUCUGGACGCGCUGCUGCACCCGAGGGAGAACGACCCCGCCGAUCGUGAUAGAUCGAGGCUCCACGACUGGCUUGCCCGAAGGAACCACGCGGAGCCUGAGGGAGCGCUUGACCGACCCCUUCUCUGGUUCGCCGUCGGGGGCCUCGACGCCGAGGGACGACGGCCUGGAGGUGAGCGACAUCGACGAGACCCCGUCCCCCGAGGAGAAGCUGUUGGAGAGGCUCACCGAGGUGUCGUCACGGCUGGAGGCCCUGGAACAGAAGAAAGAGACCACCACGGCGGGCCCACAGGACUCGUUCAAGGAUAUGAGGUCCGUAGCCAUGGAGAAGCUGGAGGCUUACAGGGAGGAGGUGGCCUGGGCGCUCGCGGGGGGCAUCAAGACGCGGGUGACGCCGCGCAUGAUCGCCAGGAUCUACCGGAGCGGGGGCACUGCGGUCCAGAUAGCGAAGGAUUUCAUUCGUACUCAGGAGCUGGAUGGGAACUAUUUGGCCGACGAGCUCUUGAUGGUGGCGAUGCUGAUCGACAGGGGCAUGGUCGAGGCGCCCGCCGAGUGGAUCAAUUACAAGACGACGGAGAGUGCCUUCCGCCGCAUUCACGCGGUCGAGCGCGCGUUCGAGAUGGUGCGGACUUCUCACAACUGGCGCGCGCCAAAGCAGCCGAAGGAGUGGAAGUCCAAGGUGAACUACCCCGUGCUCUCGGAGCUGAACCCCAUGAAUUGCAGCGACGAGGACGUUUUGAUCGAGGGCGUCGAGAAGGAACUCCGGGAGAGGUUGGCGCAAAAGGCCCUGCUCCAGAAGACGCUGGACAAGCUGGCCGACCCGAAGGUCACCAACUUUUCCAAAUUGCUGUCCUCGGGCAGCGUGAUGGAGGAUUGGGCUCGCACCCGAGUCAGGGACCCUCUGCUGGAGCUGGCCUUCCCUCCCGGGCCUGCGAAGCCUUCGCUCAACUCGGGGCGGUCGCGGUCUCGUUGGGCCCAGGAGAAGUCGAUCUACGAGCAGACGUGCGGGGCCCUGGUUGCCCUGAGGUCCAUGUUCAAGGGGGACUUGUCCGAGCUGGAGGAGGAGCAGUCGUCCUGGGCCAGCGCGAGCUCCUGGAAGCGGGGCGACUCGAUCCCGCGGGAGACCACCAGCAGGAUUGGGGGGCUGCACCGUCUGGCGCACGAGAGGGGGCUCUACCUCCUGACCCCGAAGUCCGCUUUCGAGCGGCUCGACUUGCACGCGUCGGCUUCCAGCUACCAGAACGCGAUCUUCAAGGAGAAGCGGAUGCUGAAGCCGCCCCACCUGGUCGACCUCGAGGAGAUCUGGCAUACCCAGACGUACAUGGACCCCAACCUCCGCAGCAAGUCCAAGAAGCUCGAGCUGGCGGUGGACGUCUACGAGGCGGGAAUUCUGGGCACGACCGAAGAGCAAGCGCGCAGCAUACCGGUGUUCUUCGUGAUGAAGAAGGUCGAGGAGGGCGAGCUGCUGCUGAGACCUGUCUGGGACAUGCGCGCAGUCAACAGGUUCUUCCAGGCACUCCCGUCGCCGUUGGACCCCUGGAGCUCAGCGAGGAGGGAGGGCAAGACGUUGCUGAGCGCCUGGGGGGACGUGCCCGACUACUUUCACCGCUGCCUGGCGCCGCCAUGGCUGCGGCCGUACAUGGUGUUGGACGGGGUCUCCCCAAAGGAACUACGUGGGGAACUCCGUCGGCGUGGCUUGCCUGGCCCCUCCCUCCAGGAGGGCAGGUUCUUUUGUCUUCGAGUAAUGGUGAUGGGCGUCAGCUGGUCCCCAGCCAUAUGCCACAACGCCCUCGAGGACAUCAUGAUAGGGCAGGUGCAUUUUCCAGCGGAGGGCCAGGUGGCCGUCCACGAGCCGCCGCCCGACUUCAGGAAGGCGGCCCAGCUCUAUUGGAUCUACAUGGACGACGUCCUCAACGUGAGCCUGGGGCCGCCCUCCGAGCUGGGCAAGGUGGAGAUGGUGCGGGAGGCCAUCCCGCGAUCAAAAAAGUUCCAGCUCCUGAUCACGGCGACCAAGUUCGUGAUCGACGAGCACCGCUGCUCCCCGAAGGCUCUCUCGCGCCUGAACGGCAGCUGGGUGUGGGUGCUGAUGUGCGCCCGCGCGGGGCUGAGCAUCAUGAACGCGACCUUCAAGUUUGUGGUGAAGUACGACCUGUCGGAGCAGGUGCUGCCUUUGUGGUCUUCCGUGAUCGGGGAGCUGAAGGCCCUGUACUACCUGGCCCCCAUGCUUCGGACCCCGCUGAAGCGCAGCUGGGGGGUCGAGACGGUCUUCGAGCCGCCCUCCACGACUUGCCCCCGCGCGAUGGGGGACAUCUUCGCUGGCGCUGGAGGCUUCGGGACAGCGGUGGCCGAGGCGUGCCGCUGCAAGACGGUCUACUUCGACAAGGCGCGGGAUUCGUGCCACGACCUGACGGACCCCAGCAUUGUAAAGUACCUGGAGAGGAGAAAGGCCGAGGAGGGCACUCGCCUGGCGCGGGCAACGGCUCGUCUUGUUCAGGCCUGCAUGCGGGCAGGCAUUGGCUUCAGCGUGGAGAACCCCACUACCUCCACGCUCUGGGACCUCCCGGAGUUCUUCGAAAUGCGGGGCACGGAGAGCGUGCUGGAGGUGACCCUGGUCUAUUGCGCGUGCGGGGCCAGGUGGCUCAAGCCUACGCGGCUGCUCACCAACGUGCCCGAGCUGGGCAGAUUAUCCCGCGGCUGUCCUGGCGGACAUCAGCACCAGACGCUGCGGGGGGUCGCGCCCGAGGGUCUUGGGAGGCGCGACGACCACAUCAACGUGCUCGAGCUGCAGACGGUCCAGAUGCUGGGGCGUCAUUUGGCGAGGGCGCAGACGAGCUGGGACAAGAAGUACCUCGUCCUGUGCGACCCGAUGGUCACGAUAGGAGAGGACGUCGGCCCCGCCCUGGAGACCAAGAUGAAGGGCGAUGACCUCGGCCUGGGCGACUUCUUCGACGCGCUGCUGGACCAGACGAAGUGCCUCGGAGCGGAGUAUCUCAAGGGCCCUCGUCGGGAGUUCCCGCCCAUGCGCAAGAAGGGGGCGCUCGCGCGGGAGAUGGCGCGGAACGAGUCCCACUACACCGACCGCGCCAACUCGGACCUCGGGCCCUUCCCGAUGCGCCUCCUCGUGCAUGCGGUCAACGACGAGACGAACGUGUCCUACCUGAAGGAAGCGGAGUCCCUGCUGAUGGAGGUGCUCGGCAGGCGCCUCCCCUUCGGGACCCCUGAGGAGAGCGACAUCACCGUGGCUUCCUUCCUCGACCGCAUGUGCUUCGCGGACCAGCUCCCGCUUGGCAGGGGAGAGAAGGCGUUCCCUGGCCUCCUUCACGUCUUCCCAGAGUGGCGGGGCUCCAUGCCGGUCGCGGCUCGGGCUCGGACGGCCUGGGAACGGUGGAGCGCGACUCGUGAAGGGGGCCCUGCUUCGAGAUCUACGAUCUACUUCAUCGCCGCCAAGUGCAUCGAGAAGAGUUUCGUGGACGAGGGCCUCGCGUUCGUCUCUGCAUUCGACGCCUACCUUCGAGAACAAGACUGGCUGCAACUACGGUACGACGAAGUGCAGGUCGCGCUACUGCUCGGGCGGCGUCAUCGGGGCGAGUCGGUCAAGACGGGGCAGGAACAGGGAGUGGCGUUGGACGAUCAGUUCCUCUGCAGCCUGCUGUGGGCUCGCUCUCAGACACUCCGCCCGAACGAGAAGGUCUCCCACGCGAACCAGACGAGGGCAGGCAGGGUCUGGCGCCAGGUGCUGCACGAGAACAAGCUGGAGUUCGCGGGCCCGAUGCACACACUGAGGCACUCGGGGCCAUCCGAGGACGUUCCAAUGAAAAGACGGAGCUUGACUGACGCGCAACGGCGCGGACGCUGGAGCCAAGCCAAAGCGGUUCAGCGCUACGCGAAACCGCGCGCCCUGAUCGCCCACCAGAGCCAGGUUCCCGAGGAUGCGCGGCGAAAAGGUGAGCAGUACCAGUGCAAUGUUCUUGCUGUGCUUCGCCGAGUGCCGCCGUCCCACAGGUGGAGGCCCGCUGUCCUGCUCUGCCUUCAAAAAGAUGGGGGGCCCUCGACCGAGCGGUAA
Prorocentrum cordatum is the source of this 4635-nucleotide messenger RNA. Lineage: Eukaryota; Dinophyceae; Prorocentrales; Prorocentraceae. The record is from the annotation of a GenBank genome assembly.